Eruca vesicaria subsp. sativa (arugula) is the source of this 980-nucleotide messenger RNA. The record is from the annotation of a GenBank genome assembly. NCBI's taxonomy places the organism in Eukaryota, Viridiplantae, Streptophyta, Magnoliopsida, Brassicales, Brassicaceae.
AAAGUACUCGGUAGUCCUACCCUUUUGUUUCCGUAAAGGACAUCACUUUUCAGCCGACCAAACCAAGAAGAAGCAAUGCAACUGUCACUGGUUCAAGCAGCUUCGGUGUCCUACUUAAGAUCCCACUCAACGGUUCUUACUCUCUUCAAGCCUUCCUCUGGUUUACUUCUUAAAAAGUCAAUCUUUCCUGAUUCCAAGUUAACAACUUUCCAACGGAUCUUUCGUUCCACGAAGAAAACAUCAAAUGGGUUUACUCGUGCUUCCUUGCUUGAGAGCCCUGUCUUGUGGGCUGGUCGAGUUUGUGUCUUUUACGCGCUCGUCAAAGCUGGUCUAGCUGGAUCCAAGUCUAACCCCUUCGUUUCUGGGUUGGAUAGUGGUGGUGUUGAUGUUGAAGAUGAUGGUGCGGAUCUUGGUUUCUCUAAGUGGAUUCAGAACAUUAAGGGCAAACCAGACAAGGAUGCAGCUGAUAAGAGGAAGCCGGUGAGCAAAUGGCACCCAACGACAAAGGGAACACUUAGAAGGAACUACAGAGUACCUUCCAAAGGCGAAGGAAACCGUUUGCUCAAAGCCAUUGCAUCUCUUCUCUCAGAUGAUGACCACUUCAGGGAUGCAACAUCUCACAAGGGUUGUCAAAUACGGAGGGAGAGUGCGCACGGUCAAAGCGUAUGUUGCAACAACGUGAGAGCUCUGUUUGAUGAGUUACCGACGCCACAUUUGGUGGUUGAGAUCACACCUUUUCCAGCCGGUCCACUUACAGAGAAUGAUUACCUUAAGGCCGAGAAGCUGGAAAAGGUUCUUAAGUCAGGUCCCAAUAUUUGAACCCAUCUGGCACUCAAGAGUGUGGGUUCCACUAUGUGUCUAAUUGCAAAACCUGUACAUACUCACCAUCUUUUGACGCUAUCAAACUGUUAGCUUCUCGUCAAGCAUAUAUAACUAUCAUUAUCAUGAUUAAAGAUCAUUUUAAGGUACAUACAAGUUUC